AUGAAAAGUGUGGACCUUUCAAAAACAUAUUUCCUGGACGAAACGUGGGUGAAUCAGAAUGAAAGCAAAGAUAAAGGUUGGACGGACGACUCAGUGAAAUGCACCCUUGCUUCCCCCUUGGGCAAAGGUAAACGCCUGAUUGUUUGUCAUGCAGGAGGUUCCAGUGGAUGGAUUAAAGCACCGCCUCUACUAUUUCAAUCAAAGAAGACAGGUGAUUAUCACGAGGAUAUGAACAGUACUGUGUUUGAAAAGUGGUUUUUUAGCACCUCAAUUCCAGUUCUUCCUCGUGGUGCUACAAUAGUGAUGGACAAUGCGUCGUAUCACUCGAGAAUAAAGGAGAAGACGCCGACUUCAUCGUCGACGAAAGCUGUGAUGAUAGAGUGGCUGGAAAAGCGAGGAAUUCCCUUCGCAAAAGACUUGAAACGGCCUGAACUGUACCAGCUUGUACGUCUCAACAAGCCUCCAGUGCCUACCUACGUGAUUGACGACAAGGCUGCUGAAAUGGGAUUUCAAGUUAUACGUCUCCCCCCAUAUCACUGUCAAUAUAAUCCUAUUGAGAUGGUAUGGGCACAUCUAAAAAGAAUUGUCAGGGAUAGAAAUACUUCUUUCAAAAUACAAGAUGUUCAGGAAUUAUUCUACGAAGCCACGAGCACCGUGACACCAGGAAUGUGGAAAAAGUAUGUGGACCAUGUCGAAGGUGUAUUGGACGAAGAUUGGAAGAAGGAAAGACUUGACCAAAAUUGUGUGCAGCAGUUUCUUAUAAACUUAAUUCCUGGAGAAAGUGAUGAGGACAGUGACGAAGACAGUGAUAGUGAAGAAGACGAUUUGGGCGUCACUCCACUGUAA
Messenger RNA from Macrosteles quadrilineatus (aster leafhopper), 846 nucleotides. RefSeq lists its product as uncharacterized. The record is from RefSeq and is a predicted model, not a curated record. Gene Ontology annotation, molecular function: nucleic acid binding. Bases 1 to 846 code for a protein of 281 amino acids. The transcript has a single exon. NCBI's taxonomy places the organism in Eukaryota, Metazoa, Arthropoda, Insecta, Hemiptera, Cicadellidae.